Messenger RNA from Bombina bombina (fire-bellied toad), 14018 nucleotides. It is a transcript of the gene POLR3E, whose product is annotated as RNA polymerase III subunit E. Gene Ontology annotation, cellular component: nucleus; RNA polymerase III complex. The record is from RefSeq and is a predicted model, not a curated record. NCBI's taxonomy places the organism in Eukaryota, Metazoa, Chordata, Amphibia, Anura, Bombinatoridae. Gene Ontology annotation, biological process: DNA-templated transcription. The transcript is spliced from 22 exons. The coding region runs from base 369 to 2474 and encodes 701 amino acids.
CACGUGUCUAUGGUACUGGCAGUAUGGCUGCUUCCUGAGAGCUGGAUAGGUGGCUGCAAGCCGGGAAGACACUGAACUGGAGAAGACUGUCAGUGAGAUGAUGACUGAGGGUAACAGCGCAGCGGAAGCUCACUUCCCCGACCCGUGUUCACACUUGGAAGGAACCCCCACCCACCACAACACGUGUCUAGUGCCGCUCUACACGCCGCAACACUUCAACCCCCCAUGCAUGCUGGCGCAGCUUUACUCCUCCUCCAGAAUAGUUCCAGCCAGCGGGGGUGUCCCUCUUUCAAAUUUUGAAAUAUUGGGAGGUAAAACAAAUUGCCCCUUUGUAAGGGGAAUAGUGUCUUGGUGUCUUCCACGAUAGUAUGGAAAAUGAAGACGACGAUCCAAUUAUACAGGAGCUUGAUGUGUUCCUGGCGAAAAGUCUCGCAGAGAAACUCUAUUUAUUCCAGUACCCGAUCCGUCCAUCCUUGAUGACUUAUGACAAUGUCGCACACUUAUCAGCAAGGAUUAAACCAAAGCUACAGAAGGUCGAAGUUGACAUGGCCGUUAAUACACUUAGCCCAAAUUACUCUCGAAGUAAAGGAGAGCAGAUUGCACUUAAUGUUGAUGGCACAAGUAAUGAUGAAACAAGCACCUACUCAACGAAAAUGAUGGACAAGCAAACAUUUUCUUCCAUACAAGCGGCAAGCAACACUUCCCGCUAUGCUGCUGCUGUCUAUAGAAAAGGCGAACUUCACCUUACGCCUCUGCAUGGAAUUUUACAAAUGCGUCCUAGUUUCACAUACCUGGAUAAGGCCGACACCAAGUAUCGGGAAAGAGAAGCUGCAAACGAAGCUGGUGAUUCCUCUCAGGAUGAGGGCGAGGAAGAUGUAAAGCAAGUUACAGUGCGCUUCUCCCGCCCAGAAUCGGAACAGGCAAGACAAAGGAGGGUUCAGUCCUAUGAAUUCUUGCAGAGGAAGCAGGCAGAGGAGUCCUGGGUUCAUCUUCACUAUUCUAGUGUUAAGGAUAGCCGGUCCGAGCAUGAGCGCCAGUAUUUGCUAUGCCAGAAUACUAGCAUGACGGAGAAUACAGAGCUGCUGAAAUCCCCCAGUGAAUAUCUGGAUAUGUUAAUGCCUCCAAAUAUCGAGGAAGAAACAGAGAAACCAGUUGCCCCCAGCAAUGUUCUGUCUAUGUCACAGUUGAGAACCCUGCCAUUAGCUGACCAGAUAAGGAUCCUUAUGAAAAAUGUGAAAGUUAUACCUUUUGCAAACCUCAUGGGUUUAAUGGCAGCCGGCACAGAGCAAAUCAAUGUUCUGCGGUGUAUCCAGCAGGUGGCAAUGCUGGUCCAAGGAAACUGGGUGGUAAAAAGUGACAUCAUUUAUCCUAAAGACUCCUCCAGUCCGCAUAGCGGAGUGUCUGCUGAGGUGCUUUGUCGUGGUAGAGACUUUGUUAUGUGGAAAUUUACACAGGAUCGCUGGGUGGUGCGUAAAGACGUAGCUGCUGUGACAAAACUUUGUCAGGAAGAUGUGAAGGAUUUCCUCGAGCAGAUGGCGAUUGCAAGGAUUAACAAAGGUUGGGAGUUCAUGUUGUCUUACGAUGAAGAAUUUGUGAAGAAGCAUCCUGAUGUGAUCCAAAGACAGAACAUGUUAUGGAAAGGAAUGCAGUCCAAAUUAGAGAAAGUGUUUAAUUUACCAAAAGAAGAUCUGAAUCAUAGGAAGCAAGAAUUGUCAUCAGCUCAUCAAGUGGUGAUUCCUGGAGACCAGGUGCUGAAUAUUGCCCGGGCGAAGGCCAAAGAGAACCAAGCGCGGCUGGAAAAAGACCUGCAGAGGAAGAAAGACCAGAGCCGGCACAGUGCUGCUUCAAAUGCUUUGGUUCCAGGUAUCCAGAUCAAAGAGGAACCUACUAGUGAUGAGGAACCGAUGGACACCUCUAGUGUUGACAGACUGAACAAUGGGAUUGUUAAUGGCAUUCACAUGGAUGAAAGCUCACGGGAAUCUGUGAACGGUCACAAUGCAAAGGGAGAUGGUGAAUUAGUAGUGCAGGAACUGGAAGCAUUUGUUUCAGCAACGUUGAACAGACUGUAUGUGAUCACACUGAGUGAACUGAAACGUUUAUUUAACCUGCAUCUAGCCAGCCUACCCCCUGGACACAUUUUAUUUAGUGGCAUCUCGGACAAAAUGCUGCAAGAAACGGUUCUAGGUUCUGGCUGUAAACAGAUUCCUGUGCCUUUCCCUCCGCAGAGUUCUGCUACACUUGAGGAACGGAAAGUCUUUGCACUCUGGACAAGUGGAGACACCAACGACAAGUACCGUCAGACACUGGUUCAGAUGUUCUCUAAAGGCCACCGAUUGCGCAGAAACAUUAUCCAGGCACGGAUGAAUCAGGAGCUUGGAGAGAAUAUUAGUAAACAGCAGCUGGACAAGGUGUUAAAGGACUGUUGUGUGUGUUACGGUGGAAUGUGGUAUCUUAAAGGAACAGUACAGUCUUGAUAAUACAGGAAAACUAGCAGAAUGUCAAGAACACAGUGGUCUGUGUAUGGACUGGCCAAUGCCCGCGCAGGAUUGUGAAGUACCAGCCCCGAGCACGAUCACUUAACUCUAUCAAGGUCACGGAACACGCGCACGUCUGCAUGUGACGUUCCACUGCUCAGAGUUGCUCUAUCAAGAAGAUAAUGUAUUUUUGUUUUUAAAUACUAUAUAUUUUCUGUAGCCCUAAUAAUAAUAAAAAAAAUCUGUACACCCAGCAAGAGACAAGGGGGUGACAAUUGUGCCAACAAGUCAGCAACACUAUCACUUGUCCUUACUAGGUUUGGGGGGGAAGGGGGGUGGUGAGUUUAUAGGAUUCUAUUAAAAAAAAUAUAAUUUUACCAAGAAUGCCCCAUUUAUCUACAUCAAAUAUGAUUUUCUAAAGCAUAUGAGGUAAAUCCAUAUAAUGGUCUAUGUAGUGAACGAAUUGUUUGAAAAGUAUUUGUGUAGCGCAGUUUUAUUUGACAGUUUUGUUUGCAUUUAAAGGGACAGUCUACACCUUAGUCAUCUUUAAAGUCUUACUUUAGAGUAAGCUGCAAACAUCAUCAUACAGCCGUAACAGUAAAAACGUUGUUUUAAAAUAAUUGUUUCUGGCCACUUUAAAAUGUCUCCCAAGCUCCGCCCAUUGAUGACAUCAUGAUAUGGGUUGCAUCUAUGCACUCUGCUGAAUAGCAUUGCCAGUCUGUUGAGCCCAGUUAGUGAGUCUUUUGUAACUAGUGAAGCCUUUAAUGCAUCCCAGAUCGUGAUGUCAUCAGUAGGCGGAGCUUUGCAGCCAUUGGCCAGAAACAAUAGUCAUUUUAAAAUAACUUUUUUACUGUUCCUGCUGCAUGAUGUAGAGAGGGGUGCAAGAGGAUAUUUGCAGCUUAAUCUAAAGUAAGACUUUAAGAUGACUACGGUGUAGACUGUUCCUUUAACUCUGAGGGUGGGUAUAAAAAAGUCCUUUAACACCUUAUGUAUGGAUACUAUAUCAAAUUUGAGUUCUGCUUUAAAAUGCUCAGUAAUAACACGUUUUUCUGCAACAGCCACUUUCAAAAUGUGUUGUUUUUUUAUAUCCUUCUAGAGCGACUUUAACAUGUUUAACAUUUUGUUUAUGGUGAAAAAAAAAGAAAAACUUGUCCUGAUCAAUUCUCAGUCUCCUAUAUAAAACUAAAUGGCCUUUAGGAAUGUUCCAAUACGUAAUUGCUGUUGAUGGGCAAGUAUAGUUGUCUAAUUCAUUUUGCAUAAAGAUGUACGUUACCAAUACAUACCAACAUAAAGUCUAAUCACAAUAUAUAUUUUAAUUAAAUGUGUAAAAUAUUACUGUUCUAUUAUGAAUAACAAUUCAGAAUUCAUUUUAUAUUAUAAAGGAUUGUUCAUCUACCAUGGAUGAAUUUUGUGGGUACCUAAUAUAAAGAGUUCAUUUUAUAGGUCUUCCACAGCUUUUUCCAUUCAUGUGUCUCUUUAAAAGAAUUAUACCAGAGAAUACAGGACUGUUUUCAGCAUCAUGGGAUAUAAAAUAACAAAAUUCAGCAUACAUUAAAUCUGAUCCUAUAUAAUUCUAUAGCUGCUCUCGUAUAGGAGAGGAAUGUAAAAUGUAUAGAGUAGGAGCAUCGUCUUCCGCGUGUUGUGACAGUCUGUUUUGAGGACCAAUGCUUAAGAGAAUUAUCGCACAAAGGGGCUGUGUUUGGUUCACAAGACCUGCGCAAGACCAGGGUUGUACCACAAAAAGGUUUACAAAAGUAUCAUGGCUAUAAAACUGCUUAUUUUCCACCUUUUGGGUUUUGAUAUAUUUUUGUGUUUUUUGCUUUGUUUUUUAGCCUUGAAAUAUAAGUGUUAGGGACUGGUGAGAUUAUACUUACUUGAAUAAAUAAAUGUCACAGUAAAUGGAAAUUUGAUAGAAAUUUUAUAGGACUGAUAUUAUCCCCUCCCAUUUAACCCUUUGUGUGCCAUAAAUAAAUGAAAGGCAGGUGUUCAGCCUAUUCAGAACAUCGUCGUAAUUUCCACCUAACCCAAACUAGGCACGUUAUUUAUUACCGGUUGAGGCCUUUACAGUAUUGGGUAUUGUCAUAAAGAACUUUUGCAAAAUAACGUUCCGCUCAUUUAUUUUCGCGUGUAAUUUUCAAACUUUGUAAACUUUUUUUUUUUAAUACCAGAAAUAAACCGUUUCAAUUAAUAUUUUGUUCUAUACGUUUAAACCAUCUUUAACAUAAUUUAUAAACUGGAGAAACCUAAUUUAUGAUAAUGUAUAUACAAUAAAUAAAUUUCUCUGAAUUCUGAUUGACCAAACUUGUUUUACUGUGAACUCUUUCUCAACAGACUUAUUACAAAUCUACAAGCUUAAAUAAUAAAAUGUAGUGUAUCUUGUCUUUACAGGGUCUAAGGAUUCCUGCAGUGUGAAAACUGUAACAAUAUAUUAUAUUGGUAACCUUUUUUUUAUAUAAAAAAAAUUAAUUAUAUUUUUAAACAAUAUUUAUUGUCAUCUUAGUAUUUUUUUCUCUCUGAAUAAUAAAGGGAUGGAAAGGUAAACACUGAAAUGUGCAUGAAUGCAUUUCAUAUUUAAAUAGAAGCAGUUUUGCAAUAUACUUUCUUUCAUAAAGGUGGAGAGAGUCCACAAUCCAUUACUCCUGGGAAUAUACUCUCCCACCACUAGGAGGAGGCAAAGAUUCCCAAACCAAGAGCUCUAAAUAACUCCUCCCACCUCUGGUAGUUAGUCUUAUCUUUGCCUAAGCUGUAGGAAGGUGAAGAUGUUCAGAUUUAAUUAUUCAUUGACAGCGGUUCUCAGAUUGAAACAAGACCUCUUCCCCCUUACAGUACAGUAAUUGUCAGAGGGAAGUUAAGGCGUACAGGUUGUGGCUCAUUUUUUCUUUCCCAUAAGAUAAUUUCUCUUUUCUUUUUAAUGACACGAUGAGUCUUAAUUACUAUUGGGAAUACCACUCCUGCCCUGCAGGAGGCGGCAAAGAGCACCACAGCAAAGCUGUUAAAUAUUACUUCCCAACCCAGUCAUUCUCUUUGCCUACGUUAGUGCUAGGUAGUGGUAAAGUUAGGUGUUGUGAUUCUUCAAUAAAGAGUUGAUUAUUUUUAAAGUGGUGCAAGAUUGUGCUGCUUUGUCCUAGGGUGUAGCCGUAGUCCAUAUCAGUCUCUUCAGUAGAGCAGUGGUGGCUUUAGAGCAAUGGGAACUUGUGGGACAUAAUUCUUACUGCGCCUCCCAUGUUUUAUGCUGCCCUAACUCCUAAAGCCUGAGUGACAUUACUCAGUCUUUUAUUUCUCCACAGGUCGAUGUGAGGGAGAGGACCUCUCAUACCUGGUGAGCUGCCUUGCUGUCAGGCAGAAGUACGAGGUAAGUGCUACUUUAUUAUUUUUGGGGCUGCAGGACACUCAUAAACAAGUGAGCACGCUAUUACAAACCUAAUAGACAACAUUAAGAGCUCAGAACUACAAAGGGGCACUUUAUUGUUGGUGGGGCACUGUAAACUCUCCAAGACUGGAGAGGACUUUUGACAGCCUUAAAAUGCAGGCACUGGGGCUGGGAGAGAAGCUUUACAAAUGGCUCUGGUGGUUAAAAUCUCCCGGCGGGUUAACUUAAGCAAGAUGCCGACCGGGAGAUUGUUUCUUUAUGGUGACGCCCACAAUGGGCGGAUCAUAACUGAGUUACGUGCCACUUGCAUUGCGCCUCAGUGUGGGACACAUUUAUGAUGAGAGAUCAUCAAGGUCUACCUAGAAACGCAUGAUCCGUGUCAAGCAUGCAUUUCUAGGACCGGACAACGACUGAAUUCCUCUCCUGCUGAGUUCCGGAUUGUCUUCUGAAUUAAUAGUGGGAAGAUUAGCUCCAGUUUAGCGAGUCAGGUAGGCACCUCAUCAAAGUUUCUGAGGUGUAGAGGUACUAUAUUGCUUUCAACUUGUUGAUUUACUAAUUUGACAGUAACGUUUUUUCACUUAAAAUUUUUUCUUAUAAAUAUGAGGUUUUUAUUUGAUAAUUAAACCAUUGUGAACCAGUAUGGACCAAGGGGCCUUACAAAAUGUAACUUGCUUCUUGUGUUUUGAUGCCCAUGUGGAACCACCAAUCCCUUUCUGUUCCUCAUGUAUUGAGAGGACGUUAAGUUAUAGGGAUAAAAUCUUUUCUGAGCCAACUUUUUCUAAAUCGGAUGUUGUCUAGGAGUCUGACGAGAUUCAAUAUAUGCCGCAGCUUUCUCCUCAAGCGUCCCAAAUUUUACCGCCCUCACGUGCAGUGCCCUGCGCUUCCUCUCUAACUCCCGCUAGAGUUACUUUAAGGGACAUCGCUUCUCUCAUGUCUUCUACAAUUUCAGAUGCGUUGUUUGCUUUUCCAAUGUUGCAGGGAAAGCGUAAGAGAAAAAUCAGACAUUUAGUAAGCGAGGUUUCUGACGCAGUUGUUGCUAUUUCAGCUAAACCUUUGUGGAGACCCAAUCAGUCUUGGAAUAAAGGAAAACAAUCCAAGAAGCCUGCUAUUGAGUCGAAGACUGCAUGAAGGGUCUGUCCCCGAUCCGGGACCGGAUCUUGUGGGGGGCAGACUUUCCUUUUUCGCUCAGGCUUUGGUUUGAGAUGUCCAGGAUCCCUGGGCAGUAAACAUAGUGUCCCAGGGAUACAAACUAGAGUUCAAAGGUUUUCCUCCCAGAGGCAGGUUUCUGCUUUCAAGAUUAUCUGUAGACCAGACAAAAAGAGAGGCAUUCUUACAUUGUGUAAGAGACCUCUCCGACCUGGGAGUGAUAGUUCCUGUUCCGAUACAGGAAUAGGGUCAGGGUUUUUAUUCCAAUCUGUGGUUCCCAAAAAAGAAGGGAACCUUCAGGCAAAUUUUAGAUCUCAAGAGUCUAAACAAAUUUCUCAGAGUACCGUCCUUCAAGAUGGAAACUAUUCGUUCCAUUCUCCUAUUGAUCCAAGAGGGUCAAUUUAUGACAACAGUGGAUUUAAAGGAUGCGUACCUGCAUGUUCCCAUUCACAGGGAUCAUCACAAGUUCCUAAGGUUUGCUUUUCUAGACAAACACUUUCAAUUUGUGGCUCUUCCCUUCGGUCUUGCCACAGCUCCCAGAAUUGUCUUAAAGGUUCUGGGAUCUCUGUUGGCGGUGCUUCGGUUAUGGGGCAUUGCAGUGGCGCCCUAUCUUGACGAUAUCCUGGUCCAGGCACCAUCCUUACAACAAGCAAGAUCCCACACGGAAAUGUUGUUAUCCUUCCUGCGAUCUCACGCAAGGCCGCAACUAGAAAUUAUGGGGCCCCUGACUUAACCAUUGAUUAGCCCCAACCCCCCCCCCCCCCCCUUUGACAUGUGCAAUUUUUGACCAAGUGACUAAAACGUAUAUGCACUUUAUUCUUAAGUGUCUAUUUAAACUUGGAAAUGUUGUAAAGGUAGUAACAUACAAACACACAGACACACUCAUACACUGAAACACUCACACAUAAGGAAUCACAUAUAGACACUCUAGCAGACAUGCAAAGAAACACACUCAGACAAAAACAGACACUCAGCACUUGUUUACAUUGACCUGACAAGUAAUGAGGUAAACUACAGUUUUGUAAAAAAAAAAAGAGAUUUAGAAAACAAAAUAUGGGGUUCUGAUGAUCUUUUUGUAAAGGAAGAUGCCAACUAAAUGAUGACAACAGCAUCCAGUGGCUGAAAGGAAGGGCCCUGAACUGCCUAAACAAUAAUUUAAAGGUUAAAUGGUGGAUUGGUGACUUCCGGAAAGGUCUCAGUCUCAAAGUCUGUAAAAAGAUGUGAAUAAUCAGUAGUAAGGUCAAAAUGUCCUAAAAAGGAACAGACAAUGGACACACACACACACACACACACACACACAAACUCAAACUUGCACAUACACCCAAGGAAGCACUGACAGAGACAGCCUCAGAAAACACACAGAGACAUCCAUAGAAAACACACAAAGACAUACACACACAGAGAGACAAACACAUAAAACACACAAAGACAUACAUACACACACCCUCACUGAAACAUCCACAGAAAACACACACCCUCACAAAGACAUCCACAGAAAACACACACCCUCACAAAGACAUCCACAGAAAACACAUACAUAUACACACACACACACCCUCACAGAUACAUCCACAGAAACAGACAUACACACCUACCCUCACAGAGGCAUCCAGAGAAAAUACACAAAUACAAACAUACACGCACCCUCACAGAGACACCCAUAGAAAAAGCUCAGACAUAGGCACACACCCUCACAGACAUCCACAGAAAAUGCACAAAGACAUACACACCCACCCUCACAGAGAGACCCACAGGAAAAAAAAAUACAUACACACUCAUAGAGACACAAACCAAAGCACAAAGACCAAACGCAGGCACCCACAAAAACACUCACAGGAGGAAACAUUUAUGCACCUUGCAUCCCCUAAAUCAACAGUGUGUGUGUGACAUGCAUGAUAAAAAAAAAUUGCAGAAAUUAAGAGAUCACUUUUUAAAUAAUCAUAUUUGUAAAUGUGCAAACAAAAAUAAUUCUGUAAAUUCAAAAUUGUACAUUAAUGAUCUGGGUAGAUGGCUAGAUGAAUAAAAGUACUUUUAAAAGGUUGACAUAUGUUUGUUUGAUUUUUCCGCAACCAAGAGCACCACUUCAAAUAUAGUGUACAAAUGUUCCCAUCUGUCAGCUGUACUUAUGGAUUUUGAAAAUGCUGUACUCUAUAUGGUCUUGGUGGAACCAUAAGCUGUGGUACUCAUACCAUUAGAUCUGGUUAAAUGCAGGAUUUAGGUUUGUUGGUAUGUAUUUCAAAAUUAAGUCAGCUGUAGUGUAAACUGAACAGUUUUAAGUUAAACUGUCUCAUUUCAAACACUGAGCAAUCUUAGUCUGAGAGUAUAACAUGUUAUGCAGAUGUAAAAAUCUUAGAUAAAAUGCUUCCUUGCAUCUGGAAAAUCCUUGCAUAAAGGGGCAGUAAACUGGAAUGUGAGAUUAUAUAUAUAUAUAUGAUUAUAUAUAUAUAUAUAUAUAUAUAUAUAUAUAUAUAUAUAUAUAUACAUACAUAUCUGCCAAAAGAGCACCUACCAUUUGUGUAUUGAGGAGGAAACAUUUCUGCAUGGUUUUAAAUAUAGAAUUUCUAUAGCAUUGUCAAAUAAUCAUAAAUACACUGCUGCAAAAAAGUGUUUUUAUGGACCCCUGGCCCCACCAUACAACUACUACCACACUGAAGUUACAAUCCAAAAUUGCACAAAGAAAUAAAAAACAUUUGCUAAGUAAGUCCUACCUCCUCUGCAAAUUAAAGUGAUCUGCCGUCUGACUCAGGCACACACUGCACAAACAAAGUGCCAAGUCUGUCUCUUACUGUGCAUAGUGGUUUAGUGCACACUCAGAAAUCCUCUCAAAUGCUAAUACUUUAGUCCUUGUAAUAACAUUUCCCAUUAUCAAUUAGCACUCUGUUGUAGUACCCACUGGUGGCUGCCAAAAUUUAAAAAAAAAUAAAAAAUUUUUUGUUGUUGUUCUUGCCUAAUGGGGCCCCCUGGCAAGAGUCACCCCUGUCACCCCCUGAUGACGGCCCUGAGAUUCUCACGGGUGGAAGGUAAAUUUGGAAAAGAGUUCCUUUGUCCCAAAUACAAGGGUAACCUUCUUUGGAACAAUAAUAGAUUCCCUAUCAAUGAAGAUUUUUCUGACAGAAGUCAGGAAAUCAAAGAUUUUCGAUACUUGUCUAGCCCUUCAGUGCACUCCUCGGCCAUCAGUGGCUCAGUGCAUGGAGGUAAUCGGGCUGAUGGUAGCGGCAAUGGACAUCAUCCCUUUUGCUCGGUUCCAUCUCAGACCUCUGCAGUUAUCCAUGCUCAGGCAAUGGAACGGAGAUUAUGCCGAUUUGUCUCAAAUACUUCUGGAGCAGGAGACAAGGGAUUCUCUUCCAUGGUGGUUGUCUCGGGAUCAUCUCUCUCAGGGGACCUGCUUUCGCAGACCAUCUUGGGUGAUUGUGACAACAGACGCCAACCUUCUAGGUUGGGGAGCAGUCUGGGGCUCGCUCAGGGAGUUUGGACUCAGUCAGAGUCAGCUCUUCCUAUAAACAUUCUGGAACUGAGAGCGAUCGUCAAUGCUCUUCUGGCCUGGCCCCAGUUAGCCUCGGUCCAGUUUAUCAGGUUCCAGUCGGACAACAUAACUUCAGUGGCUUUCAUCAAUCAGGGAGGAACGAGGAGUUCCUUAGCGAUGACACAGGUAACGAAGAUAAUCCAGUGGGCGGAAACCCACUCUUGCUUUCUGUUGGCGAUCCACAUCCCAGGGAUGGACAACUUGGAGGCGGACUUCCUGAGCAGGCGCACCUUUCAUCCAGGGGGGGUGGGCACUCCAUCCGGAAGUGUUUUCCAGCCUGAUUCUCAAAUGGGGUCAGCCGGAAUUGGAUCUCAUGGUAUCUCGACAGAAUGCCAAGCUUCUGAGGUACGGGUUGAGGUCCAGGGACCCUCAGGCGGUACUAAUAGACACCCUAGUGGUACCUUGGAACUUCAGUCUAGCAUACCCAUUUCCUCUGUUUGCUCUUCUUCCUCGGGUUAUUGCUUGAAUCAAGCAGGAGAGGGCCUCGGUGAUCCUCAUUGCACCGGCCUGGCCUCGCAGAAUUUGGUAUGCAGAUCUGGUGGACAUGUCAUCUCUGCCACCUUGGAGGCUUCCGUUAAGGAAGGAGCUUCUAAUUCAAGGGCCCUUCCUCCACCCAAAUCUAGUUUCUCUGAAGCUGACUGCUUGGAGAUUGAACGCUUAAUCUUAUCCAAGUGGGGGUUUUCUGAUUCGGUCAUAGAGACCAUGAUUCAGGCUCGUAAGCCUGUAACUAGAAAGAUUUACCAUAUGAUAUGGUGUAAAUAUCUCUAUUGGUGUGAAUCCAAGGGCUACUCAUGGAGUAGAGUUAGGAUUCCCAGAAUUUUAUCUUUUCUUUAAGGUUUGGAGAAGUGUUUAUCGACAAGUUCCCUAAAGGGUCAAAUUUCUGCCUUAUCUAUUUUGUUACAUAAACGUCUGGCAGAUAUUCCAGAUGUGCAAUCUUUUUGUCAGGCAUUGGUCCGGAUCAGGCCUGUGUUCAAGCUAGUUACUUCUCCAUGGAGUCUUAAUUUGGUUCUCAAGGGGCUGUUUCAGCCUAUGCAUUCCUUAGAUAUUAAGUUGUUAUCUUGGAAAGUUUUAUUUCUUGUUGCUAUUUCUUCUGCUCGUAGAGUGUCGGAGCUCUCGGCGUUGCAGUAUGAGUCCCCUUACCUUAUUUUUCAUUCUGAUUAGGAAGAAAACCUAAUUUAGUACGUAAAACUACCUUAAGUUGUUUCUGAUCGGAACAUUAAUUAGGAGAUUGUUGUUCCUUCCUUUUGCCCUAAUCCUACUUCUCAGAAGGAACGGCUUCUGCACAAUUUGGACGUGGUUCGUGCUUUAAAGUUUUACCUGCAGGCGAUUAAAGGGACAGUCAAGUAAAAAAAAAAACUUUCAUUUUUCAAAUAGGGCAUGCAAUUUUAAACAACUUUCCAAUUUACUUUUAUCAACUAUUUUGCUUUGUUCUCUUGGUAUUCUAGUUGAAAGCAAACCUAGGAAGGCACAUAUGAUAAUUUAUAAACCCUUGAAGGCAGCCUCUAUUUUAUUUACUUUUCACAACAGGGGAGAGCAAGCUCAUGUAGGCCAUAUAGAUAGCAUUGUGAUCACGCCCGUGGCUAGUGGCAGACACUGCACUAAUUGGCUAAAAUACAAGUCAAUAGAUAAUAACUAAAAGUCAUGUGAUUAGGGGCGGUCAGAAGAUGCUUAGAUACAAGUUAGUCACAGAAGUAAAAAGUGUAUUAAUAUAACAGUGUUGGUUUUGCAAAACUGGGGAAUGGGUAAUAAAGGGAUUAUCUAUCUUUUAAAACAAUAACAAUUCUGGUGUUGACUGUCCCUUUAAGGAUUUUCGUCAGUCUUCUGCUUUGUUUGUGUUUUUCUCAGGAAAACGUAAGGGACAUAAAGCUAUGUCUGCUUCUCUUUCUUUUUGGUUGAAGAGUAUAAUAAGUUUUGCAUAUGAGACUGCUGGACAGCAGCCUCCAGAGAGGGUUACGGCUCAUUCCACGAGGGGAGUUGCUUCCUCAUGGGCAUUCAAAAAUGAAGCUUCUGUGAAACAGAUUUGCAAAGCUGCAACUUGGUCCUCUCUUCACACUUUUUCCAAAUUCGAUACUUUUGCCUUGGCUGAGGCCGCUUUUGGGAGAAAGGUUCUUCAAGCAGUGGUGCCUUCCGUUUAGGUUCCCUGUCUUGUCCCUCCCGUAUCAUCUGUGUACUCUAGUUUGGGUAUUGAUUCCCAAUAGUAAUUAAGAUGAUCUGUGGACUCACAGUGGCAUUAAAAAUAAAAUGUAUGCUUACCUGAUAAAUGUAUUUAUUUUUUGACACGAGUCCAUGGCUCGCCCUGUUUUUAAAAGACAGGUUAUUGGUUAUUAUAAACUUCAGACACCUCUGCACCUUGUUACUUCCUUUCUCUCCUUGACUUUGGUCGAAUGACUGAGUUGGGAGGGAAGGGAGGUGAUAUUUAACAGCGUUGCUGUGGUGCUCUUUGCCGCCUCCUGCAGGGCAGGAGAGGUAUUCCCAAUAGUAAUUAAAGGGCCACUGUAAGUAAAUAUUUUCUAUGCCUGUUACUAACUAACUACCCCAAAUACGCUUUUUAUCAAUAGCAUUUCAUUAACAUAUCUCUACCGUAUAUCAGAAAUCUUGUCUGCAAAUUUAAUUGUUUUCCAAACCCACUCCGUGGGUAUCCUUUGCUCUGUACCAAUCCGUUUACAAUACCUAGGUUUCAAAAUGGCGCUUUAAACACAAAGUUAUUGGUUUAAGUAUUUUGAACAUGCAGUGCUGAAAAUAGUGGGCAGGAUAACGUGACAUCAUCGGCGAAUAAAAGAUAUAACUUUUAGAACGUUAUGAAACUUCGUUUGGAGAAAAUAUAGGUCAGUAGGUUUUAAUUAAUGUUUAUUAACUUUAAUAUGUUAGUUGUUUAGCUUAAAAAUUAUAACAGAAAGUAAUCCUUUAAGAUGAUCCGUGGACUCAUUGUGUCAAAAAAGAAAUAAAUUUAUCAGGUAAGCAUACAUUUUCUUUUUCAGCAGCAUACACCCAUAUCCUGUUAGUGCCCCGUGCACCGGUAUUCAAACAUAUAACCUCAGAGAGUUAGCAUUGGCUUGUAUGACACAAAUUGAGUCUUCACACCACCACUAGUUUUCUGAUCUUAAACACUGGUGUACGGGCCGUCAUAGCAUAUCUGGGUAUGCCGCUGAAAAACAGGAAUGGCUGUUACUAGAAGCAUUUUUGCUGAUGGAAUUAUUGUAAUGCAUCAUGCACAUUUCAAUUUGAUCUUUCCUAUCCCUUUUUUUUUUUUUAAAAAGGCAAUAAAAUAAAGUGUAUAAUUAGACCUCAUUUGUACAGUUCACCUGAGUUGUUCAGUUAUAUAUUAUGUACUUAUAUUUCUUAAACCCCGGAGGGAAUCCCAUCUGGCUCUGUCACUUAGGAAGAUAUUUAUUUUGUCAUAUAAAUGUGUCAGUCUAUUUGCUGAUAGUGAUCACACUACCACAGUAAAUAAAUGUACUAAAUGUCUUCCUUCUGUGUCAAAUAAAAUAUUAAUUCUCUUUCUAUA